AUCAAAAUACAAAGUAUGAGUGAAAAUAGAAUCGAAGUAAACCGAAAUUAAUUGCGUCUAAUUUCUUUUAAAUUCUUACGGUUACCUUUAAUUUAAAUUAAAAAAAUUUAUAUGAUUUCUUAAGAAACAAAUUCAUAAUACGCGAUCUCGCUGCAGUGAACCGUUACAUCGUUCGAACUUGGAUGCAUUCAGGUUGUGCUGAUAGCGUUUACUGGACCAUUCUUAAAGGUGCGGAAUGGACUAUGGAAAUGGCUCUCAACCACAACCUGAAAUACUUGCAGCAUUACUACGACAGUUACAAGAACUGCUCAAUUUGCAGAGGAAAUUUCAGCCUAAUUUGAUGUUGCCGACCGAGGAUAAUGGAAGCGAAGUAACGCUCGGAAUUAGAGAUGGAUCCGCUCACAUACUUAGAUGCCUGAAAAUUUGGUACGAAUUACCCUCCGACGUGUUGUUCGCUGCGAUCAACAUUAUGGAUAGAUUUCUUACUAAAAUGAAGGUUCAACCAAAAUACAUCGCUUGUAUUUCCAUCGCUUCGUUUCACAUCGCUUGUAAACUGGUCUGCUCUCCGGAUUUAAUCCCCGAUCCGGCUCAUUUAAUCUCCAUUUCCCAAUGCAAAUGUACGCUUAGCGAUUUAUCACGCAUGACUUCGGUGAUCAUUAGCAAAGUUGAGAUCAACUUCGACGAACGAGACAGUAUCCCCAUAACAUCUCUGACAUUUUUACGCCUGCUUCAUCAAAUGAUGUCGGUUUCCAAAUACAGCGAUGUUUACAAACAAGCGGUCGACGAAUUCCAAAUGUUUCAACGUCUGGAGGUUUUAGCUUGCGAUGGAUCCUGUGUCAACUUCGAAUGCAGUUACAUUGCCUUAGCUUUGCUCUGUUCCCAGAUAGAUAUCGGUGUAGCACGGCUACAGCCUGCACCUUGUGCUCACAUUGACGUUCUAUCUUUACUCGCUUUUGUUCGAGAACUACAACAAUAUUGCCAAAUCGUAGAAAACAAUUUCUAUCGAUGUUUAUCCUCUGUGCUGAAAGUAAUCAGCCAGUAUAAUUCGCAAUCCGGUAUUCCUCAUCGGCAACGUUUAGUAUGGCGACUUUCUCAACGCGCCUUGCGUCAUCUUCGUCCCACUGAUAGACUAAAACCAACAUUGCCCACGAUUAAGGAGCAAAGUCAAUAUAGAAUCGACGAAGAAUGAUUUGUUUAGUUUAAUUCCCACGAAGGUUGAAAAAGUACAAAAAACAUCCACUGUUCAAAAAUGUAUAAAUUUAAGUGUUUCCCCCCGGUGAUUUUAUUUUUAUAACUAUCGUUUUUUUUACCUUUUUUUUCUCUCUUUUCCUCGUGUUUAUUUAGAAAUUAUUCGAACUAAUCGUAAAGGUCAAUCGACACGACUAACAUUGUACGUGUAUUUUUGUUACUUUUUUUCGUUAAAAUACCAGUUUGAAAUGUUUUCUGCCUUUUCAUCCUUUUAAAAUCUACACUCUAAAUCUAGUCGUAAAAAUUACAAAUUUUUCAAUUAUUUUACGAAAUUUUUUUUUUUUUAAAAGUGAUUUCUCGAUACGCGGAUUUUGCGGGUAUCGCUCGCAUCACAAUAUUGAUUUAAUGUUUUUGUUAUCAUUGAAUAUAUUUUUUUUUCAUUAUUAUUGUUCGCGAAUAAUAAUACGUUGAACUUUGUGUUCGUAUUGUUGUAAUGUACGAAUUAAUGACGUGCUGUAAUAUUUAGAAGCUAAGAAUUAUGAUUUGAUGUGUGUGUGUGUGUGUAUAUGUGUUAUUUAUUUUGCGGCAUUUAUUAUACAAACGUCAAAAAUUUAAGAAAAGAACUGGUGGAUAAUUGCGAUCUCAAAUUUUUACGCGUAUGUUUUAGUACUUUUUUUUUGUACGUAUUGUUCAUUUUUCCUUAUUAAUAUUAAUAAUGGCAUUGUUAUUAUAUUAGAUCGUCAGUAUUCUAUAUUAAUAUGUUUUUGUAACUGGUUCUGUUUCCCAAUGCAACAGCUGCUGCAGCGUUGAAAAGAAAUACAAAGCUUUCAAGACCAAA
Messenger RNA from Planococcus citri (citrus mealybug), 2026 nucleotides. RefSeq names its product cyclin G (gene CycG). Gene Ontology annotation, molecular function: cyclin-dependent protein serine/threonine kinase regulator activity. Gene Ontology annotation, cellular component: cytoplasm; cyclin-dependent protein kinase holoenzyme complex; nucleus. The coding region runs from base 236 to 1189 and encodes 317 amino acids. The record is from RefSeq and is a predicted model, not a curated record. The transcript is spliced from 7 exons. Gene Ontology annotation, biological process: mitotic cell cycle phase transition; regulation of cyclin-dependent protein serine/threonine kinase activity. NCBI's taxonomy places the organism in Eukaryota, Metazoa, Arthropoda, Insecta, Hemiptera, Pseudococcidae.